AUGGCCGCGGCCUUAGGGAAGCUAUUGGUGUAUUAUACUACGACAAGAGGAAUAAGGGCCGAUGUGAACGAGGGCGAUACUGGGCCGGGCAGUUUAAGCGAAAUAUUCUGGGGGGACGUGAACAGAGUAUAUAACGAGUUAUUGUAUGACAUGGAGGAACCCAGGAAUGACAUAGAGACCUUGUGCGCAUAUAUCGUGCAGAAUGGGGCGAUGGCACAAAGACGCCUGGAGGAUUCAUCGUUAUGCAAGGACAUAAUGAAAGUUUAUUAUUUUAUGGAUGGUAUUCGCACAGCGGCCGAAACGUCUUCGCAUGUAACUCAGCAUGAGGACGAAAUACACCCACUCAUGAGGUGUAUGGUAGGAUACGUCACUUUAGCCAAAAAAUUUGCACCGCUGUGUCAAUUCAACGACUUGGUGCCUGAUGUAAGCGCGGCCACAGACGCUAUGAGGCAAACGUACCAAGUGCACACUAGUAAUACUGCAUGCGACGGAUUGGACCUUGCUUCAUUAAAAAUAGGGUACAAAUUGGUAGGAGCAACCAUUAAGGAAUGGAUACACAACGACAGUACUCGGUGGGACGAAAUCAUGGACGAUUAUAUCACUGAAACUUGUGAAGACCACACCACAAUUGACGCAGGCAGAAAUAGCGGGCAGGAGAAACACGCAGAGAAAGAGCCACAGGGUGCACAACGGCCAAUUAGUCUGCACGAUCUAAAGACGUUGGCCGCUAGUAAAGAUGAAUUAUCCAAGGACGAAGCGACAAGAGUUUUGACCCAGAUACAGGGACUGACUGAUACGGAUAGUAUAAUGAACAAGUUGCAAGACGCAAUUGAAGCAGUUCCGUCCCAAAGGCGCGACAAUUCGUCGCCCGCCAAAUCCGCCACGGCGGAUACUGUGCCGGCAACCACACCAUCAAAGGCACCGACAGGUAAGAUAGAUGAGAGUAAGCACGAAGAGGCGGACACUACCCAUACGGCCGAAUACGGACCAUACAAAUAUACGGCCCGCAUGUACACCGUACAAAUAUGGAUAGGCAACACACGCACUACACAUGGCACAGGGCAACCGUGUGCUUGGGCAGACAAAGAAGUGGAGGACAGUGAACAGAAGUGCAAUGAACAGGAAGGGGUGAUAACCAAGGACUCUGAGUUCAUGACGAAAAUAAAGGAAUGGGCGAAUACUGCUUUCUUUUCGCGCGUCAAGAAGGUGUUCGAGGAUAUACACAAAAAAGGGGGAUCCACGGGGCGAUGUGACAUACAGAAACAGAUAAAGACAAAGGUUAAGCAGCUGGAGAACACAGUGAAUCCACCUACGGCAACCGGCGUCAGAGCACCUGCACCACCCCCGAAGCCGAGGCCACAACCUGCUCCAGCACCAGCACCAAGACCACCGAGGCCACCACGGCCAUCCGAUCCGGCCUCCGCCAAACCAGCACCACCAUCACCGUCCGGCAAGGACGCCAGCGGAACAGCACAGAAACCUGCCAAACCAGUAGCGGCGAAACCGGCAUCAUCAUCAACACCGGGCACGGGGGGGACGAAGGCAAUGGGCACGUCAUCAUCUGGUGGUGGUGGUGGUGGUAGUGGUGGUAACGCUGGUACGGGUGGUGCUACUGCCGGAGGGAAGGGGAAGAAGGGUAAGACCGAUGAGAAAGAAUGCGAAUGGAAGAGCAUAUUGGACGAGCCAAAGAGGAAAGUACACGUGCUGGGUUCUUAUAGUGCGCAACAGCUCGAAAAAAUGAAGACCGUGCUGCAGCAAUUUGUGGAGUACAUGGACAAGAAGGAUCAGUACAUGGAGGCCAUGGGGGCAAAUUGUAAUAAUACAGGUUGGAAUGAUAUAGACAAGGAGAACGUCUAUUACCAGGACCAAACAGUGGCGGACGUCAUGAGGUGUCGACUCAUGUCGGGUGCAUUGUUUUUUGCAAACGGAGCAAAUAGAACUGAGACCCGUGCGCAACAGGGAAGUGGAGCAAUUGAUACAGAGGAGGAGAAGCUACGGUGUGAGGUAGUGAAUGCCUUUGGGGAUAUACUAGAAAAAAAGUAUUGUGAUCAUAAGACACCGUGGAGAAGGGGUGUAAAGUAUGCAUGGAAAACAAUGCACAACAUGAGCUCACAGGAAUAUGGACCGGGGCCACAAAUGCCAGGUGCAGUCUUUGAGCGAAGGUGCACAGAAUGUGGCUAUGACAUUAAGAACCCGGUAGUGCGAGUAGUGAAUGGGGACAUGGCAAACUUGUUAGUUCACGACGGACACAUAAUGGACAAAAUAGGAAACAUUGAACACCGGAUGCCCUGUGAGAAGGACUGGAAGGAGUAUACAAAAGGCAUGACUAGCAGCACGCACAAACCGACAGUGGUGGACGAAAACGACAUCCCGGACAUAAAGAAGGCAGAGGGCGAAGUAAUAUCGAAAACAAAGGAAGCAGUGGCAAAAGUGCAUGAGAUACUAAACGCAGAAAUUGAAAAAAAGAAAAGUUCAGCAGAGAAAGAAAAGAAGAGCAAGGCCAAGGAGAGCAAGGAGACAUCCUCCUCGAAACUUCCAACGCAGGACGAGAAAUCGCAGGAGGGAAAGAACCCCGUAUCAUCAACAGAUCUAGGUCGGUCAGAUCCAGAUAAGGACAACGUUGUGCAACCACAGGCACCGGCAUCCCCAGUAUUACCAGCAGCACCACCACCACCUCCUCCACCACCAGACAGUGGAGUAGGAACAGAGGGACCCAAGGGAGCAGGACAACAUCCUACGCAGGUACCCACAGAAAGCAAAGGUAAGGAAGCUACGUGCCCCAAGAAUGUUAAUGAGGAAACCUUAGGGACUGGAAGAGUUAGUAUUGUCUUUGCACCGAACCCUGAGUGCAAGGAAGGCACAAGUUCCUCGGAUCCCGGAAAGGCCAUUACUGGCGAUGCCGUCGUCGACGGCGGUAACGAUGACCCCCCUCCUCUCAAUCCACCCAAACCAAAACCGAACCCGAACCCCGAUCAAUCCGGUAGUAGUGGCAGUUUCAGUGAUGCCGAUUUGGCGGAUGGAGUUUCUGGUGGGGAAGGAAACGGAGGUGGCAAAGGUCAACCGGGUUCCUCUGGACCUGGUUCUACUGGGGCCCAAGACCCUGCUUCCUCAACACCCGGAUCCGCGGACACUGUGAAUCCAGGUUCCUCCGGUACUGGUCCCACGGGACAAACGAACAAUGAGAAUAGUGAAAUAAAGCCACCAUCGCAAGAGAAUUUACCUGCGGAUACCGCCAUCAACCCGUCCGUGCCGCCCGGCCUCAGAUGGGAAGAUGUCACGCCGUACACCCCCGCGAUCAUUCCCGCGGUGGUUGGUAUUGGAAUCAUUGCGUUUUUCCUAUGGAAGUACUUUGCAUACCUCGCCAAACGACGACGAACAUAUCGAACCGUUCGUGACGUGCCGUCACCGCCACUCGACGAAGAAAUAUUGGAGCAUCUACAACGAGGCGAACUGCCGCCACCCGAUUACGGUUACAAAAUGAUUAGGGAUAGGCAACCUCCGUCCACAUCCGGUAGAGCACGCACACCACGCAUGAAUCGCCGCACGAUUAUCGAGCUACAUCUAGAAGUGCUCAACGAAUGUGAAGCGACCGAGUGGGAAAACGUCAAAGACGACUAUUGGAAGAUUGUAGUGGAGCAGUUUGCACAUGACUUGGAGCAGGACCCGAUUAUGUGCAGCAGCAUCUUGGAUGUUCCGACCUCCCACGCCGCUUUAGCAACCCAUGAUUCCACAACCCGGGACUCAUGUCCACCUAACAAAGAGGACCGAUGGAAUUGUAUGGAAACUAUACCGUUAGCAACGGACCGUUCUCCACCUCACGAACAUGACCGAUGGAGUUGUAUGGAAACUAUACAAUUACAACCGGACCCUUAUCCACCUAAUGACCCCGAUCCAUGGCGUUGUAUGGAAACCAUACAGUUACCAACGCACCCUUGUCCACCACAUGACCCCGAUCCAUGGAGUUGUAUGAAAAACAUACAGUUAGCAACGGACCCUUCUGCUUCUAACGAAGAUGACCCCGAUCCAUGGAGUUGUAUGGACACCAUACAGUUAGAUGCCGAACAGAGUCGUGCUCAUUCCAACCACAGGCCGGCGCCCUCGGCCCACGACUUGCACACAACGUGGAUCCCUUGGAUUGACCGCAAUAAGCAUAUGGUGCGGGCGUGCACGGGGCAAAAAUGGUUUCUGCAAUUAACAGCGGCUUGGAAACAAUACCUGCGUGAGCACAUGGCGGCAACCGCAGCAUCCGGUGAGCACAGGAAAGCCGCAACCAUGGAACGCACGAAAUUGGAUGCAUGGAAAGAAUGGGUCGCGCAGCAACAUCAGCAAAUGAGUACAUACACGGAAGAGCAGUGGUUUCCACAUUUGUUGAAUAGUGCAGAGGAGGAGACAGUGCCGGAAAAAGGCGAAGUACCUGGAGUAGAAAAACACUUAGAAGUGGAAAAAGUAAAGGGAACAGAACAUAUACUGACAGUGAGAGAUGUACCACGGUCGCAACCACUGCAUCCGCAACCUUACAUGAAAAAACGGUUCACCGCUAAAACAUGGAUACUGAUCCUGGCAUUCGUCAUAGAAGAGAGUGAAAUGGAGCAGAAUAUGCACGAAAAGGAGUUAUAUGUGGAUGCUCUAUUGGAGCAACUGUGA
Molecule: messenger RNA, 4644 nt
Organism: Plasmodium fragile
Lineage: Eukaryota; Apicomplexa; Aconoidasida; Haemosporida; Plasmodiidae
Exons: 7
Coding region: 1-4644 (1547 amino acids)
Source: RefSeq, a predicted model, not a curated record